AUGAGGAAAGUGGGCGGGAGACUUGCAGAGAAGGAGGAAAUUCGGUACCUGCUGAAGGACUUCAACCCUCUCCGUGUCCAUAGGGUCCAGAGUGGCUACAAAUGCUUCGCGUUCGUGGACCUGGGCUCCGUGCAGAGAGUGGCGCUUGCGGUCCAGGAGCUGAAUGGGACGCUCUUCCACAAUCGGACACUGUAUGUGAAUCCCUGCAGAAGCUCUCCCAGGCGGCCCCCGGAGCUGCAGGUGUUGGAGAGGCCUUCCCGUCGAGGAUUUGCCGAAAUCGCUGCUUAUCUCCAGCUCACCCCCAAAGCUCCCGGUGACCCCCGAAAGACAGCGAGACGGAGGACACCCUUAUUUGCAGUCCCCAUGGAAAUGAGAGGCUCCUUCCUGGUGCCGCUCCUGAGGGAAUGCUUCCGCGACCUGGGCUGGCUGGCCACCAUCUGCCACACCGGCGGGGACGUGGGGCUGCUGGUGACCAGUAUUGUCCCUCGGACCCCGUUCUUCUGGGCCAUGCACGUCACGGAGACUCUGCACCAGAACAUGCAGGCGCUCUUCAGCACCCUGGCCGAGGCGGAGGAGCAGCAGCCCUACCUGCAGGACGCAGCCGUGCAGCGCGGGGCCCGCUGCCUGGCUGAGUACCACCUGGGCACGUACGGCCGGGCCUGGAACAGGUGCUGGGUAGUGGACAGGGUGGAUACCUGGGCUGUGGUCUUGUUCAUCGACUUUGGCCAGUCGGCCACCCUCCCGGUGCAGUGUCUGCGCAGCCUGGAUAGUGAUGACUUCUGGACCAUCCCCCCUCUGACUCAGCCUUUCAUGCUGAGGAAAGGCAUUUUGAGUUCAUAUCAGCUGACCCAUCACAUCCUCAAAGGGAAGAUCACUGGCGCUUUGAAAUUGGAGCCACAAAUCCUGAAGUUUGAAGAGUUAAGAUGAUGUGGCUAGCUAGCAUCAGCUCCCUCCCUCCUUUAUAUAUUCUUUGUGCCCCCUCUCCCUCCCCCUCCCCCUGCCUGCCCUGACCUGUGUCCCCCUUCCACUCGCAAGGCCACACUGGUGCCCAGGAUUGAUUUGAUUUGCAUUUGCCUUUACCCUCAGCUCCUCUCAGAAAAGUCUCAACUUUGUCUUGUGUCUUCAGUUCCCCACUCAGUAUGGACAUUUGAACCAAACCUAGGAAGCUUACAUGGGAAGCUUCAGGUGGCCAUGUAUUUAUUUUCUGUCUCUUUUUUUGUGCCCCCGGAGCACAAUAUAAAUUGCUCCAACAGAUUCUGGAGAUUCUGGAGAAUGGAAAGGCCCACGGCUUUAUUUUCCUGGGAUUCCAUUGUAGAACCAGGUGGGGAACAUUUAACCAGUGAGCCAUCACCAUGGAGAAUAAAUGUUGGCACGGUUCACGA
This is a messenger RNA of Myotis brandtii (Brandt's bat), 1382 nucleotides long. RefSeq names its product tudor domain containing 10 (gene TDRD10). The record is from RefSeq and is a predicted model, not a curated record. The transcript is spliced from 10 exons. Gene Ontology annotation, molecular function: nucleic acid binding. The coding region runs from base 1 to 927 and encodes 308 amino acids. NCBI's taxonomy places the organism in Eukaryota, Metazoa, Chordata, Mammalia, Chiroptera, Vespertilionidae.